Arctia plantaginis is the source of this 1209-nucleotide messenger RNA. The record is from the annotation of a GenBank genome assembly. NCBI's taxonomy places the organism in Eukaryota, Metazoa, Arthropoda, Insecta, Lepidoptera, Erebidae.
AUGAUAAAAUCUGCAAUUUACGAAGUCAUCAAGAAUUAUGUUAAAACGACAACACUGCACGGCUUCAAGUAUUUAUACUCAGCGUAUUACUUAGACCGAGUCGUCUGGAUACUCUGCUGUGGAGCAAGCGCUUGCUGUGCAGGUGUACUCUGCGCAGUUCUGUGGUCACGCUUCUUAGAAGUACCAGCAUUAUUGACGCUUUCGGACAACAUCAACGAUGGUGAAGUCAUGGCGGACAAAAUACCAGCCAUUAUCGUAUGUCCAACAACCGAAAAUGUGGCUGCCAUGUAUUUAGAAAAAUUCUCUUUUGAAAAUGAAACUGAAAAUCAAAGAAUACCGAGAAUACUAGCUCGUCUUCUCACCGGAAAAUUCAUAAGUAAAGAUCAGCUUCUAUUUCUUGAUGACUUCCUGGUAAAUAGGAAUUUAAAUUUGGCUGAAAUAAUGUUGGAUUAUGAGCCGAGCUGUAGUCAGCAUACGAAAAGAUGUCGGUAUCAAGAGACCAUUGUACCUUGUGAGGAACUGUUCCAGUCUGAAAUGACUACUUCUGGCACAUGUUGUGUUAUUGAUCCCAAAAAGUGGAAAAACUUAUCAGAAAGUUUUGAAGCUAGAACCCAUACAACUCAGAUAUUGGAUUUUGUGCUACAGUAUACUCAAGGAUCUAAAGACUACGGUUGUGAGCUGAUCACUAUGUAUGACAACGAGGAAGACAAUGGAUCUGACUUCUUACUGCCCGGGAACCUUUAUAUGGCUUACCAGAAGUUUAUUGUUAUUUUCAACAAUCCAGGUCCAGAUAAUUUGAUGGAAAUCACCUGUGAUCGUCGUAAAGGAUAUUCUAUGACUUCAUGCAUGUUAAAAUGUGUCGAAAUGUUUUGCGGCUGUCGAGAUCCUUUUUCUCCAGAGGUCAAUGAUGAAACGAGUAUACUGCCAAUAUGUCCAGUCACACGACUGCAAUGCGUUAGGGGCACUAAAUCUUCGCUCGGUGGUGUUUUCAAUAUGUUCCUCGGUGUGGGACUAUUCAGCGCCUUGGAGUUUUUGUUUUUAAUUUUAGUCAAGCUACCUGCGGCAUUAAAAAAGUCAUCUGAAAUGGAUCCUAUUGCUAAACAUGACUUAUCUGUACAGCGUCAGCAGUCCCAAUAUCCGAAAAACGAAAUUUUUCCUUAUAGAGAUAGGCAGAGGCAUAAACAGUUCGCUGGAUUUGAGCCUUAUUAA